This is a messenger RNA of Penicillium expansum, 684 nucleotides long. Its product is annotated as oxidoreductase-like domain-containing protein. The transcript has a single exon. Lineage: Eukaryota; Fungi; Ascomycota; Eurotiomycetes; Eurotiales; Aspergillaceae. The coding region runs from base 1 to 684 and encodes 227 amino acids. The record is from RefSeq and is a predicted model, not a curated record. Gene Ontology annotation, cellular component: mitochondrion.
AUGAACGGACACGGGCAAUCCGACCAACCCGAUGCCUAUAAUACCCCAGCUUCCCUAGAGGAAGCUGCGGACUCCCCUCAAGCCCACCCUCUGUCGGGAUACUAUUCAUUGAUAUUGAAAUCGAGCUCACCAUAUGGUGGCGGUGCAUCGACAUCGCGCCCGACGCCUGCUCGGCCCGAGGCCAAACCGACGCCGGCAUCUACCGUUAUACCGCAAUCGCCCCAAGAAAAAAUGGCGAUCGUAUUUGGCACCCGUCUUGCCGGCCCAGGCCGAUCCUCGCGCUACAAUCCUGGUGAAGCUUCCCCGGAGUCAACGUGGAAAACUAUAAAUGGAGUCCCCAUUCCUCCCCAACCCGAAGAACCGGACAACUGCUGCAUGAGUGGGUGUGUACACUGUGUCUGGGAUGAUUUCAGAGAUGAGAUGGAAGAUUGGGCAUCCAGGAUCGCAACGGCCAAAGCUAAAGGUGGGCCUGAGAAGGGAACGAAAGACAUGCGCUCGGCGCCUCGAGCGGAAGUCCGCUCAGCCAGUGGAAGCAUGGAUGAUGAUGGCGGUGGCAGCGAAGCAAAUUGGACCCCGCCGAGUGAAGAUAAUGACCUGUUUGCCAAUGUCCCUGUUGGUAUCCGGGAGUUCAUGAAAACGGAGAAAAGGCUAAAGGUGAAACAUCAAAAGGAGGCUACACUGUGA